Molecule: messenger RNA, 795 nt
Organism: Vigna umbellata (rice bean)
Lineage: Eukaryota; Viridiplantae; Streptophyta; Magnoliopsida; Fabales; Fabaceae
Source: RefSeq, a predicted model, not a curated record
GACAAAGACAUUGGCGACUAGCUUCUCCAUGGCUUAGUAGUAUUAAUCCUAGGGAUAGUCUGAUGCCAAAAGACGGUGAUGAUGGCUUUUACCCAACUACUGGAAAUGAACUAAAACCUGAAGCUGUAAUUUCAAGUCGUAAGUACCAUGGAAGAGUGUUAGUUUGCGCCCCAUCAAACUCUGCCCUUGAUGAGAUUGUGUUGAGGGUUCUCAAUGGAGGUGUACAUGAUGAAAAUGACCGUGUUUAUUGCCCUAAAAUUGUACGGAUUGGUCUCAAAGCACAUCAUUCUGUCAAGGCUGUUUCCCUGGAUGAACUUAUGAAACAAAAACGUUCUAGUGCCAAUAAAUCAUCCACCAAUAAGCAGAGUACUGCAGGAUGUAAUGAUGACAGUAUCCGAGCUGCAAUUUUAGACGAUGCCACUAUUGUCUUCUCAACUCUCAGCUUUAGUGGUUCCCAUGUUUUCAGUAAACUAAAUCGUGGAUUUGAUGUUGUGAUUAUAGAUGAAGCAGCACAGGCUGUGGAGCCUGCAACUCUUGUUCCUUUAGCCAAUCAAUGCAAAAAAGUUUUUCUGGUUGGUGAUCCAGCUCAACUUCCAGCAACUGUAAUUUCGGACAUUGCUAAGAAUCACGGAUAUGGCACAAGCUUAUUUAAAAGAUUGAUGGAGGCUGGCUAUCCAGUUAAAAUGUUGAAGACCCAAUAUCGAAUGCAUCCUGAGGUUGGUGCAUACUGUUAACAUGUUCUAUAUUAGCUAAGAAUAUGGCUAAAAUACUGCUCGUAAGGUGUGGUCAAUCUUU